CAAAUCAAAAUUUGACAAGUAACUGUGCAGAAGAGCACCGGCGAUAAAUAAUAAAAUUGCACUUUUACCCAAAUUAAAUUCCAUUGAUUAGAUUACCAAGGUGUGAAUUCAAUUAAUAAAAAAUGGAAGACACGGCCCGUUUAGCUCUGGUGGAACAGUAUAUAAGAGACUCGGAAAACUUUACCAAAGUUCUCUAUGAACUUCUGCGCCUUAUAAAUAUUAUUUUAGAGAAUCCUCACGACUAUGAAUUGAGGACAUUCAAAAGUGACCUGCUAAACACUUACGUGAAAUCAGAAGUAUUUCAAGAAUACCUGAAAUAUAUAGGUUUUGAAAUUGUUGAUAACCAAAUGUCAUACCCCAAAGAACAGACUUUGAGUAAGCUGAGGAUAGCACAAGCAACUAUAGAGCGGAAGAUAGAAUUUUGCUGCGGCACAUUAAACACCAAUAGUGUGAAAUCAGUUGCAAAAGUUAUGAAACCGAAACUUACACCUCUCAGCGUUGUAAAGUCGAAAAAUCCAUUGCUUCUAAAGAUAGAAGCACUUUUCAAUAACAUGAUUCAGUAUGAGAAUGAAAAACUGCAACAGAUUGCCAGAGACCAAAUUCCGAUAGUGUCACUGCAACUCAAAGCCAUAGACAGGCUCCGAGAGCAUCAACGCCGAAUAAAAAAUGGUGUAAUCAAAACGUAUGACAUGCCAUUUGACAUUGCGAUGUUGAUGGAACUAGUAAACUGGUACAAAUUCAAGUUUUUCAAGUGGGUAGACAAACCAGAGUGCGAUAAAUGCAAAGGACAAACAAAGUUUGUGUACAACACAUCUUUGCAGACUCAGACAGAAGUCUGUUCUGUCGAGGUAUACUCGUGCAUGCGUUGUCCCAACCGCGUCAAUUUUCCGCGACACAAUGAGCCUCGCACGUUGCUGAACACAAGGCGCGGCCGCUGUGGCGAGUGGGCCAACUGCUUCACGCUGCUGUGCCGCGCGCUCGGAUACGACACGAGAUACGUCUAUGACGUCACUGAUCACGUAUGGUGCGAGGUGUUUGAUUACGACUCCAACACUUGGCUCCACGUCGAUCCGUGUGAAGCGAAGAUCAACGCACCCUUGAUGUAUAGCCACGGUUGGGGAAAGAAGCUCUCUUAUGUCAUAGCGGUGUCCAGAGACGAUGUCCAGGACGUCACGUGGCGGUACACGACAAACCAUAAAGAGGUGCUAAAACGACGCAACCUUUGUGACGAAUACGAGUUGAUGUCGACACUCAUGUUGAUGCGCGAGAAUCGACAGAAACAAGUGUCUGCGGCCAGAAGGAACUAUCUGGAGAAACGCACUGCCCAGGAGUUGGCUCAGUUCCUUGGAGAAAGGAAGCCUGAAGAUUAUGAGAUGCACGGCCGGAUAUCCGGGUCGAAGGAAUGGCGGACGGAACGCGGUGAAACGGGAACAGCCAGCGGUCAUACCUUCCUUUUCUCCAAAAUGGGCGAUAUCAGCAUAGAGUACUUCCCCGUAGCCGAUGAAUACCGGAUAUCCGGUCCGGAGCCGGGCGUUAUCCAGACGUGGUCGGCCGGUGCUUUUUCGGCUACAAAUAUAUUGAGAAAAUUAGAACAUGAUUGGCAAAUGGUGUAUUUGGCGAGAACAGAAAAUGACGAAGACAGCUUGAUAUCGUGGCGAAUAAAGGCGACCCAGGGGUAUAUAUUCUCAUCUCUAUGCGUUCGUGCUUCAAGCGCCACUUACCAAGGAGGACUGGUAGAAUGGGCCAUACAGUUCGACGGCCAGACGCCUGAAACUGUGCAAUUCGGAAGCCAAUAGGGAGGAAGACUGACACAAUACUCGCCGGCAGAGGUGCUGAUAUCGUCUUAACCAAAACAAAGUUAUAGAAAAAAAGUGUACUUUUAUUUUCAGUGCUGAGUUUUUUAAGAGAAACCCACUAUUUUUUAAAUGGGUUAAAAACGCCAUCUGUAAUGAGCUUUGAGUUGUCUUCCCCAUAAAAAAAAAUUGGCCCGAUCUCAAAACCUAUAAAAUACUAUAAACUUAAAAACCCGUAAAAUACUACAGAAAUUGUAUAGUUAUACGUAAUUAGUAGUGUAUGACAGUAACCUAUCACCACAAUAAAGGAAUGUAUUUUAUAGAAACAUAUUUAUGUAAUUGUACCAUUUAUUAAGAAAAAUACUGAAAUGGGUUACCCCAAUGGUUCCCUCUGUCUGAAUUUUAUAUUGUUGAUUUUUUGGGAAUGUUUUGAUGUUAUUUAUUUUUUAAAUUCAUUAAAGUUAGGUAACAUGUUUAUAGUGCGACAAGGAUCUUUAUGAAUAUGGCGAAAAUUGGAACUAACGCCGCCGUCUUUGUAAACAUCAUAAUUUUGUAUGUCAUUUCCGGUCAUUCACAUAGACAGUGGUGCCCUCCCUGAACUCACAUUUAUAACGAUCCUUGUCGGACUGUAACAUGUUUAGUUUCGUGUUUUUUUUUAUUUCAUUAGAUAUUUAGGAAUAAAAUCACAGUUUUGUUCAGUAUAGGUACAUAGCAUUUUCACAAAAAGCUAAUUUCCUUCUAAGGUUGGUCCUUUUUAAAAAAGUAUCAGUUUUUUAUAUAUCAAUACCCUCAGCACGAACAAAAUAUCGAAUUCGUUACGUUUGCGAGUGUGAAAUGUCAUUUAAAAUUUUGUAUAGAAAAUUGAACAGCAACGCCACAACAGACAUAAGUAGAACUAAAAAUACGUACACUUUAGACGUGUAACUAAAUAUCGAAUUGAAUUAUUCAAGAAUAGUUUGUGCCAAGGGUACAGUUCUACAAAAAGAUUAGUGGUUCAGAAAUCUGUAUAAAUAUAUUUAUUGUAUGUUUUACAUUACUUAUAACAAAUCUUUAUUAUUAUUUUUUAUGCUAGUUGGAAACUUGAAAAUAUAUUUGUGUCAAUUUAUUACAUAUUUUCUCUAUAAAUUGCAAAUUGUUGAUUUAAAUGUUAUUAAUUGAUUUUUUUGUGUAUUAUAAUAUAUCUUUUGAUAGUUUAAUUGCAGCCGCAAUCAGAGACGUAAUCAAAUUGAAUGCUUCUUUAUGUCACAAAGCAACAGCAUCAACUAUACUUAAACCUAAAAAAAAUUACAUCUCUGAGUGCCGUUAUUCUUUUGACAUUCCUCUGGUAUUGACACACGAUAAAAUAUUGUAAGCCACAAGUUCAGCUUCUCAGAAUAAGAAAAAUAAUGCUUUUUUCUGUAUGAGUCUACUUAAUUUUAUGCAAUAUGUUUUUUUUACUAUCGUGAAGAGCGUUUAAUUAUUAUAUAGACCAAUGUUUAUAAUUGUAAAUAAUUUACAUUUGAUUAAAUAUUCCUUACAAGUUACGUUUAUAUUUAAAUUUUACAUAAGGUCUGCUUAACAAGAAAUUUUGCUAUCUCCACUUUUGGUCAAAAAUUAUCUAACAAUGGUGCCAAUUCUGGUGUGAUUCUCUAAACUUUAAACUAAAUUUAACAUCCGUCCCUCCUUUUCAUUCUGUAUAGAGAAUAACAAGAAUGGACUGUUGUCAAAUUUAAGUUUAGAUACAGAGAAUCGUGCCAGAAUCGACACCAAUGGCGUUUGUUUCCUGUAAUGUGAACACAUCGUUUACGUAAAUUUGGCAACUCCUUGACUCCUUGAAUAAAGUGGAGAUCGCAAAUUUACAUGUUAAGCAAACGAUAAAUAUACCUAGUGCAAUUGAAACUGGCACUUGUGAAGUUAGCAGCGAGUGCGAAGGUUUUACUUCAGUGAAAUCCUGCGCGUACCUAAGUAUAUCACCCUAUAUACAUUCGAAAACAGUGUCACGACUUGCGCUAACUUCAUAGCCGUCAUUAAGUUUGUUUAUGUACCCCCUAUAAAAUUUUAUACAUUACCGGAAAUAGGAAAGUAUUCGAGCACUCGCGCCUAAAAUUGAUAAAGAGCGGUGGAUAAAUAAAGUAAAAUACAGGGGUGUCAUAUUGGAGUUUCGGGUUUACUCUAAAAAUCAACAUCGUUCACUAUUUACAGCUUUAUUCAACUAUCUCUUCGAAACUCUACACUCUACGACAACUCUAUACUCUAAAUUAAUAAGGUUUUAUUUCGAAGUACGCAGGAGACUACUAAGCAGCGGCUGCGUGUUAUAGUCAGUCACAUUCAUAUUAAAUUAUCGUGGCAUUCAGUUCACAGAUUGAUUUCUAUGAAAAUUAUUUUGGAGAGCACCACAGAUGCACGUGCAGUCAGCAGGUGUGUAUAGAAUGCUUAGGAAUAGCACCUUAACUGUUUCACUUCUGUAUGAAUGAUUAUUGAUGACGUAAGGGGGGGUAGCGGGGGUUUUACCCGGACUAAUGUCAUUGACGCAGCUAGGGAGUUUUUUCAUAGGGGGCAACCGUCCAGUUGAACUUAUAAACAUUUUGAAAUUAUUGAAGUGAAACUUCUUUAUCGGCGUUGGAAAAAAAUUUACCGUCACAUUUUUUUAGCGUAACGUUUUUUGGUUACGCGCCAUCUUUUUUUUAAAAGAGCACUAUUUACCUCAUCCGAACAAUUGCUCCUUCUGUCAACUUUAAAAAAAAAAGUAUCGACAGCAAAUAUUCGUGUUUCACACAAGGUAAGGUAAGGUGUAGUUAUACCCCUUUAGUGGGUGAGUUUUUGAAAAAUCUUAGCGCACGCCUAUAUAUAUAUUUCUGGAAAGUUGCAUGUAGAUCAUUUUUCGAAAAAAAUAAGGCCAUAAAGAAGUUUCACUUCUUACGUGUGUACACUAGUACACGCACACAUUUUUUUUUUCAACUGUAUCCAAGGAGGGCAGGUUUCAUCAUCUUUAAGAUCAGAUGGUUAUCACAAACAAAUGUAGAAUUUUAUUACCUCUAAUUUGAUUUUAAGCACAUUAUUAUGCCCGUGAGAAGAGGGAUAUUUUAAAGUGAGACGCCCCAGGCGGAAAGCCCCCGCUACGCAACGAUACGGUGAUUACGUAGGUAUGAAAGAAAAUGAAUACAAAUGUAUAUAAAUAUAAAAUUUAUUUAUUAGUUCUGUUUGUAUGUGUAAGUUAUUCAGUUUAUUUACUGACUAUUUAAGUCUUUAUUAAUGUUACUCUUUUGAAUAGUCUUCCUUAUUUUCUCAUAAAAUUUAUAAAUCUUACUCUUUUCCAUAAAAAAAUCUGGCAACUCUGAACACAUUCCAUGUUUAAGUACAACCACAGAUUCGAUAAUAGUUCCUGUACAACUAUCAUGAACCUAGGAUUUCUCUAGAAUUAAGUAUCAACCAGAGACUUAAUAAUGACAUAAUGUGUUAUAUCUAGGUCUUAAUUAAAUCUGAUAUUCAUGUUAUGGAUCAGCUAUCAAAAUUAUAGAAAAAAAUCAGAUAAGUAAAUUAAAGCAAUUAUUGUAAUUAUAAAUUCUUACUGUUAUUACCAUCUUAUUAUAAUAUAAUAAAAAAUAUUUACAAAGGCUUAAUGCAUAAUAAAAUACAAUAGCGAAACUAAAUAGUGCAUGUGAAAAUUUGUACAUACAAAAUACAUAUUUUACAUGUAACACACAAAUACCAUAAUCAGAUUUAGAACUCAAUAAAUUGUUCUUGUAAAUGGUAUUGUAAAAUAAUAAUACAGUCUGAAAAUAUUCAUUCAGAAAUAGAGAGCAUUCAUACUUGUGUACAGUACAGUGUGUGACUCAAAUAAUUCUUCAUUUGCCUCGAAGAAAAUGAUCACGCAUCUCAUUCACCUGCACUGCUCCACUUUGUACACAUUCUAAAAUUGCCAGCAGAAGCCUUGUGACUUUAUGUUUGGCAGCAAACUCUAACAAAUCACAGGCAUUUUCUGCAGUCAACAUACUGACUAGCUUAUCAACACAUUUUUGCUCUAAAUCGAGCAUCAUGUAAUAUGAUGCCAAGAGCAGCAACUGCUCUAGGCCAACAUUGGGUAAAAUAUGCAAAUAAAUAUAAUCUUUGAGGUUCUGCAGUGUAGCUCUAGAAGUGCCAGGAACAUCAACAUGACCUUCUGCAGCCUCCCGCCAAGUACCUCCUAACAUUCGUCUUAACACUGGGCUGGCAGCUGCAAGCACUGCACGAUGCAUGCGUAUUGAUCCAUCCUCUCCUCUCAGCUCAAAGUCAGUUAAUUCUGUGUCUUCAUGAAGCAUUGCAAAGGAACUAGCACUAGGAACUAUAUCCAUAUGCACGGUUACAUCAAAAGAGUAUUGUUGUCUUUUAUUGUCAUGAACUAAAUGCCACGUACCAUCAUCACUUAUGAAACUCUUGUUUACUAUUCCCAAUUCAUUGCUUGAAAAUUUUAUAGUAUAAGUCAAGUCAUCGUCUUGGCGAAGUUUGACAAAUCUAACAAAUAUCAAGUUAUUGUACACAUUUGUAUGACCAUUGUUUACUUGUGCUGCAAUUACUUUGACCUGAAAUACAGCUGUUCCGCUUAUUACAUAGUCUGGACUGGUCUUUGUGGCAAAUGGUGUGUUAUAGUUUGUUACGCCAAACUUGGCCUGCAAUGUGUUCCCUCUUUGAAUUACAUCUUUUACUUCCAUCCUGGAAAACAAAAUACUUUAUUUCAUUUUUACGAUUUUUACGUUAGAACUUUACUGGAAGAUUUUAAGUAAGCUCUGAAAAAAAAACAAUACUGGGAUAUAUUAUACAGGCAUAAUUUAAUAGUGAAGAACAAAGAAUGAGUACGAGAGCACAAUAAAUAAAUGUAAUUUGGUGAAGAGGCCAUUAGUUUUUAACUUAAACAAGUAGGUAUUCAUUGUAAACAAAACCAUCCCGCGGUCGCACCUUUGGAAAUAAAUCGUACUGUA
Messenger RNA from Chilo suppressalis (striped riceborer), 6727 nucleotides. Lineage: Eukaryota; Metazoa; Arthropoda; Insecta; Lepidoptera; Crambidae. The record is from the annotation of a GenBank genome assembly.